Messenger RNA from Marmota monax (woodchuck), 3016 nucleotides. It is a transcript of the gene Neu4, whose product is annotated as neuraminidase 4. Bases 43 to 1605 code for a protein of 520 amino acids. Gene Ontology annotation, cellular component: cytoplasm; membrane; lysosome. The transcript is spliced from 3 exons. Gene Ontology annotation, biological process: oligosaccharide catabolic process; ganglioside catabolic process. Gene Ontology annotation, molecular function: exo-alpha-sialidase activity. Lineage: Eukaryota; Metazoa; Chordata; Mammalia; Rodentia; Sciuridae. The record is from RefSeq and is a predicted model, not a curated record.
GCUGUCUGUCUUCCCUGUGGCUCAGUCCAUUUGUGGACACAGAUGUUCUUGUUGCCACAGCUCUGGCUGACCAUCUGCUUGGCCAGGCAAUCCAGACCGACGGCGGGCAGGGCUGGGCUCCCUGGGACCGUCCUGACCUGCGGCCACUCUGACCUGCAGAGCAUGGGGGUCCCACACAUCCCAGGGCGGACGGUGCUUUUCCAGCGGGAGAGGACGGGCCUGACCUACAGGGUGCCCGCGCUGCUCCUGGUGCCCCCUGGUCCCACGCUGUUGGCCUUUGCGGAGCAGCGACUCAGCCCCAGCGACUCUCAUGGCCACCGCCUGGUGCUGAGGAGGGGCACACUGGCUGGGGGCUCCGUGCAGUGGGGUACUCUGCAUGUGCUGGGGACAGCCGUCCUGGAGGGGCACCGCUCCAUGAACCCCUGCCCAGUACUGGACACAGCCUCAGGCACCGUCUUCCUCUUCUUCAUCGCCGUGCUGGGCCACACCCCCGAGGCUGUGCAGAUCGCCACUGGCAGGAACGCGGCCCGCCUCUGCUGUGUGACCAGCUGUGACGCUGGCCUCACCUGGGGCAGCGCUCGGGACCUCACUGAGGAGGCCAUCGGGGCCAUGGUGCAGGGCUGGGCCACCUUCGCAGUGGGGCCAGGCCACGGGGUCCAGCUGCGCUCAGGCCGCCUGCUGGUUCCUGCUUACACCUAUCGAGUGGACCGUCGGGAGUGCUUUGGCAAGAUCUGCUGGACCAGCCCCCAUGCCUUCGCCUUCUACAGUGAUGACCAUGGCCGCACCUGGCACUGUGGGGGCCUGGUGUCCAACCUGCGCUCUGGCGAAUGCCAGUUUGCCCCAGUGGACGGAGGCUUCCUCUACUGCAAUGCCCGGAGCCCCCUGGGCAGCCGUGUGCAGGCACUCAGCCCCAAUGAGGGCACAUCCUUCCUGCCCGGGGAGCUUGUGCCCACCCUGGCCGAGACUUCCCGGGGCUGUCAGGGCAGCAUCGUGGGAUUCCCUGCCCCACCCCCCGGAAGGCCUCAGGAUGAGGGGCAGUCGCCGGGCACCAGGAGUCCCCCUCCCCCUCCCCCCCUCUGUCCUGGGGUCCUGGAGCCCUCUGGGGAGGGUGCUGAAGACCCUAAUGGGGGCUUGGUGUCUUUUCAGCCCUUCUGCCUCCCACAGCCCUGGGGGAGUGGUCCAGGACAGCCUGGCCCUGAACCUGGGCUUGGUGAGGACCGGGGGGCCGGGAUCCCAAUGCUCCCCGGGCCCUCUGCUGCCCCACCUCGAAGCCCCACAUGGCUGCUGUAUUCCCACCCUGCAGGGCGCAGGGCCCGGCUCCACAUGGGCAUUUACCUGAGCCGGUCCCCCCUGGACCCCCACAGUUGGACAAAGCCCUGGGUGAUCUAUGAGGGCCCCAGUGGCUACUCUGACCUGGCAUUCCUAGGGCCUGUGCCUGGGGCGACCCCAGCCUUUGCCUGUCUGUUUGAGAGCGGUGCCAGGGUCUCCUAUGAGGAAAUCUCCUUCUGCAUGUUCUCUCUGCCCGAGAUCCUGGAAAACGUGCCGGUAGGCCUUGAGCCACCCGCCUCUGGGGACAAACCUCGGGGGCACUGCAGGCCCUCUUGAUGGGCCCUCUGGCUGGGCACCCUGGGGGGGGGGUGGAGUACACAGAGAGGAAGGCUGGGGUGACCACAGGAUGGACAGAGCUCUGCACCCGGCUUCUGCCCUGGCCGUGGAGGGUGAGUGUGGAGGACCCUGCCAGUGGAGGUGGAGAGGUCUGCCUGUGGGUGGGGUGGGAGAAGGCCUCUUCCCAAGGCUGACCAGGUGGCCACUGCAGCUCUGGAGCUGGACAGUGAGCCUCAAGAGCCAGGGUCUCGUCUGCCCAGACUUUCCUUCCUCACUGGCAGCUCCUGUUCAGCAGACAGCUUGCUGCUCUCUGGAGUGAGAACCAGAGAUAAAGGGCUGAGUGGUGUGUGGUGCAUGCUCCCAUGUCCGAGCCCUGGGGAGGGCGCUGUGCUCUAUCUAGCCCCUUCUCCAACCCCCUGCCUCAGACCUCCCUGCCCUAACCACGCUGCCCCCAAAUGCUCGGGGGUGGCCGGCAGAAGGGAGGUCAGGAGGAGAAGAGGACCUGUGCCUCUUCUGUCUGCUGUCCACUUGGUGCUGACCCCACCAUUCUGGGAUAUGUUGAUGGGUAAGGUCUCCCCGUCUCUGAAUUUCUGUCUGCAGAAGCAACUGGGCUCCAUCCUGCUUGGCUGCCCCUGCCCAGAGGAGGGCGCAUCUCCUGGGACCAACCAGUAUGCCCUGUGCACCCGGAGAGGGCUCUGGUUGCAUGGGGGCUGCUUUUAAAGUCCUACUUUCUAAUUAUAAAAUUGUAUCUAUUUCUUUCUGUUUUGGGGGGGACUGGGGAUUGAACACAGUGGUGCUUGACCACCGAGACACAUCCUCAGCCCUUUUUUGUAUUUUUCAAUUUGAGUCAGGAUCUCACUGAGUUCCUGGGACCUUGAUGAAUUGCUGAGACUGGCUCUGAUCCUGACACCCUCCUCAGUCCUGGAGCCACUGGGGUUACAGGCAUGUUUCACCACGCCCGGCUAAUUAUAUCUAGAAGACAGAUAACUCUCUUGUCUGUCAUCUGUCAUCUAUUUACCGAUCAAUCACCUGUCAUCUAGCUGUCAAUCAUCUAUCAUCCAUCAGUCAUCUAUCUAUCUAUAGGCAUGUUGCAGAAAAUAUGGAAGAUGUAGACAGCUCUCAAGAAGGACUGGAAGUGCCCCGAGGAGCCUCUCCUGGGCUGUGCAUGGCCUUCUGUGUGCCUCCCUGACCUCUGGCUUGCUGGGCACUGGUGCCCCUUGGUGGGCACUCUUGGCCAGCAGUAGGUCUCACAUGCCCUUAUGUCAUUUCUUCACGAGUCCCUGUCCUGUGACCAGCUCCUUGGGUGUUUCUGGUCUGAGCUCCUCCUGAGGUUGCAUGGCCGCCUUGGGCUGUCUUCCCCGCAGUGUGCCGCAUCCAGGAAGCCUCCAGGCUACAGAGGGUCCCCAAGGGA